This is a messenger RNA of Lucilia cuprina (Australian sheep blowfly), 1897 nucleotides long. Its product is annotated as catalase. Gene Ontology annotation, biological process: hydrogen peroxide catabolic process; response to hydrogen peroxide. Gene Ontology annotation, cellular component: peroxisome; cytoplasm; mitochondrion. The transcript has 3 exons. The record is from RefSeq and is a predicted model, not a curated record. The coding region runs from base 98 to 1615 and encodes 505 amino acids. NCBI's taxonomy places the organism in Eukaryota, Metazoa, Arthropoda, Insecta, Diptera, Calliphoridae. Gene Ontology annotation, molecular function: heme binding; catalase activity.
AAAUAAAGAAAAAAUAAAAAAACUAAUAAAAUUCUAAAGUGGAAAAGUGCAGUCUUUGAAAUUUUUUUUAAAGAAAUAAUAAUAAAACAACAACAAAAUGUCUCGCGAUAGUGCUACUAAUCAAUUAAAUGAUUAUAAAAAUACUUUGACCACUCCCCCCGGUGCCAUCACCACUGCCGCCGGCAAUCCUGUGGGCAUUAAAGAUGCCACCAUGACUGUUGGUCCUCGUGGUCCUGCCCUCCUACAAGAUGUUCAAUUCCUCGAUGAAAUGUCCCAUUUCGAUCGUGAACGUAUCCCCGAACGUGUAGUGCACGCCAAGGGUGCUGGUGCUUUUGGUUAUUUUGAGGUGACUCACGACAUUAGCCAAUACUGUGCAGCCAAGGUAUUCGAAAAGGUGGGCAAACGUACCCCAGUGGCUAUACGUUUCUCAACGGUAGGAGGUGAAAGUGGUUCUGCCGAUACGGCUCGUGAUCCUCGUGGUUUUGCCGUUAAAUUCUAUACCGAUGAUGGUGUUUGGGAUUUGGUGGGCAAUAACACACCCAUCUUCUUUAUACGUGAUCCCAUUCUAUUCCCCAGCUUUAUUCAUACCCAAAAACGUAAUCCUCAAACGCAUUUGAAGGAUCCCGAUAUGUUCUGGGACUUUAUUACUUUGCGUCCAGAAUCGACACAUCAAGUUUCUUUCUUAUUCUCGGAUCGUGGUAUUCCCGAUGGUUAUCGUUUUAUGCAUGGCUAUGGUUCUCACACCUUUAAGUUGAUCAAUGCCAAGGGUCAACCCAUCUAUGCUAAAUUCCACUUUAGAUCCAAUCAAGGCAUUAAGAAUUUGGAUGUUAAGAAAGCUGAUGAUUUGGCUGGUUCAGAUCCCGACUAUUCUAUACGCGAUUUGUUUAAUGCCAUCAAGGCUGGUGAUUUCCCCAGCUGGACUUUGAAUAUCCAGGUUAUGACCUACGAACAGGCCAAGACUUUCAAAUACAAUCCAUUCGAUGUAACCAAAGUAUGGUCACACAAGGAAUUCCCCUUGAUUCCAGUGGGUAAAAUGGUGCUCGAUCGUAAUCCCACCAACUACUUUGCUGAGGUCGAACAGAUUGCCUUCAGUCCUGCUCAUUUGGUGCCUGGCAUUGAACCCUCACCCGACAAGAUGUUGCAGGGUCGUCUCUUCUCCUACUCCGACACCCAUCGUCAUCGUUUGGGUGCCAAUUACUUGCAAAUACCCGUCAACUGUCCCUACCGUGUGGCUGUUAAGAACUAUCAACGUGAUGGCCCCAUGACAGUGACCGACAAUCAAGGCAAUGCCCCCAACUAUUACCCCAACUCUUUCUCCGGUCCCUUGGAAAGCGAACGCGCUAGAAGCCUUCAAUCUAAAUGCCCUGUUUCCGGUGAUGUCUAUCGCUACAGCAGCGGCGAUACCGAGGACAAUUUCGGUCAAGUUACCGACUUUUGGGUGCGUGUUUUGGAUGAUGCUGCUCGCAAACGUUUGGUUAGCAACAUUGCCGGUCACUUGUCGAACGCCAGUGCCUUUAUACAAGAACGUGCUGUCAAGAACUUUAGCAUGGUUCAUCCCGAUUUUGGCCGCAUGUUAACCGAACAAUUGAAUUUGGCUAAGUCGGCCAAGAUUUAAAUUAUUCAUUUUGUUUGUGCAAUGAUCGUUUUUUUUAUAUUCUUCGUUUGGUUGUGGGUCUGAAAACUGUUUUACCCUGUUUGGUAUGAGAAAAAAAAGAAAGAAAUAUCUUUAUUUUUUGUUUGUUUUUUUACUUACUUUUUAUCAUUAUUAUGCUAACAAAUUUAGGUUUUGUUUAAGCGCUAAAACAACAUUUCCAUAUUUAAUCAAAAAUGUUAUCUAAAACUAUUUUUUUACUUAACACUUUUUCCAAAAUAAACACAUAUUUUUCGAUAAAACUAA